AUGGCACCUACCGCACAGCUGGGACUUAAGCAAAAAUCCAAUGAGUUGGAGAUGUUUAAGCUGAGGGUAGAGUGGCAAAAGGAGAAGAUUGCUGAGCUGACUAAGGAGAGAGACUAUCUCAAAGACCAGUUGGCAUCAGGUAAGUCUCCCAACAAACACUCUCAAAAGGAUGACAAAGGUUCCAUCAAGGAAAUAAACUUGUCUUCAGAUUCUUCUGGUGACAGCCCAGUGGAAUCUUCCUCUGAUAUGUCUGAUUCCUCCUCGUCCUCAUCAGAGGAGGACAAGAUAAAAAAGAGAAAGAAGAAGGGAAAAGGGAAAAAAUAUAGGAAGAAGUCAAAGAAAAUCAAACCAAAGACACGGCAGAGAGUGCGUUCUGGAUUCAUGGAACCUGGUAAAAGCCCAAACUCCAGACCAGGUGGUGGACCGGUACAAAAGAUUCUUAGAAAGUUCAGUAAAGGAGGGACCAUGUCUGCUGCUUUCAAGCAUGUUGGAGUAGACAGGAAACACGGUGGUGGUCAUGCUCCAAUCGCAGAGCUGUUCAUUGCUGCGCCUGGCAAGUACAAGGAAAUCCUUAAAAACCACAAUAAUGUGAAGAAACUCAGCGUGUUUGCCACACAGUGUGCCACUGCUAUUCAGGAGGACCAAGGAAUAGAGGACACAAUCACAGCCUAUAAGGCUUCUGGAAAGCUUCUGCCCCUAAAAAAAAA
Etheostoma spectabile (orangethroat darter) is the source of this 707-nucleotide messenger RNA. RefSeq names its product coiled-coil domain-containing protein 106-like. The transcript is spliced from 4 exons. The record is from RefSeq and is a predicted model, not a curated record. NCBI's taxonomy places the organism in Eukaryota, Metazoa, Chordata, Actinopteri, Perciformes, Percidae. Gene Ontology annotation, cellular component: nucleoplasm. The annotation marks the transcript as partial.